This is a messenger RNA of Phalaenopsis equestris, 1420 nucleotides long. Its product is annotated as geranylgeranyl pyrophosphate synthase, chloroplastic/chromoplastic-like. Gene Ontology annotation, biological process: isoprenoid biosynthetic process. Lineage: Eukaryota; Viridiplantae; Streptophyta; Magnoliopsida; Asparagales; Orchidaceae. The record is from RefSeq and is a predicted model, not a curated record. Gene Ontology annotation, molecular function: geranylgeranyl diphosphate synthase activity.
CUACCAGACCAGAACCCCCAUAACGACUUUAUCUGCUGUCUCCUCCUCCGAUGGCCACCGUCGUCAACAACAGCCCCUCUUCCUAUGGAAGAAGAUAGAGCUGUUCAUGCAACUACGAGCUCCUAAACUUCAGCUUCCGAACCCCUAACUAAAGCAGAGCGCUGCAUCCUCUUCAUAUGGCUUCCUUCGCCACAUUUCACCUCGCAGGUUCCCAUCCUCUCCGCUCUCCUUUCCCGACCCCCACCAUGACCGUCCUCCGUCCCCCAUCCCGCUCCCUUUCGCUCUCCUUCCCUUCCCUUAACGCUGUUGAAACCAAGGCCGACCCUUCUGUUGCCACAACUGAGUUCGAUUUCAAGGGUUUUUUGCUAAAGAAGGCAGAAUCCGUAAAUCGAGCCCUAGAUCUCGCGAUUCCCCUAAUCCACCCGAAGCGUAUCCACGAAGCGAUGCGAUACUCCCUCCUCGCCGGCGGAAAACGCAUCCGCCCCGUCCUCUGCAUCGCUGCUUGCGAGAUCGUCGGCGGCGACGAGGCUCAAUCGAUCCCCCCUGCCUGCGCCGUGGAGAUGAUUCACACCAUGUCUCUCAUCCACGACGAUCUCCCCUGUAUGGAUGACGACGACCUGCGGCGCGGUAAGCCCUCCUGCCACCGCGCUUUCGGCGACUCCGUCGCCGGUCGCGCUCUUCUCGCACUCGCUUUCGAACAUCUGGUUGAUCUCCGUAACUACCCUUCAUCCAUCGCGAUCGCCCCUGCAAUCUUGGUGCGUGCCACGGCGGAGCUCGCCCGCUGCAUCGGCACUGAAGGUCUGGUCGCCGGCCAGUUACUCGACAUGGAAUCCACCGGCCUGGAAGAUCCCGUCGACAUUGAUCGCCUCGAGUUCAUCCACCUGCAUAAAACCGCCGCGCUGCUCGAGGCUUCGGUGGUGAUCGGCGCGUUGGUCGGCGGGGGAUCGGAUUCAGAGGUCGAGCGGUUGCGGCGUUAUGCUCAGUGCAUCGGAUUACUUUUCCAGGUGGUGGAUGAUAUUCUCGAUGUGACCAAAUCCUCACAGGAGCUGGGGAAAACUGCGGCCAAGGAUUUGGCUAGCAACAAGACAACCUACCCUAAGCUUUUGGGGCUGGAGAAGUCCAGGGAGUUUGCCGACAAACUACUCCGCGAUGCUAAGUCACAGAUUGAGGGUUUUGAUUCUUCGAAAGCUGCGCCAUUACUCCACCUCGCGAAUUACAUCGCUUACAGGCAGAAUUAAAUGAUGAAAGUAAUGUGAAGGAGCAUCAAAUUUGUUCUUCCGUGCAAGUAUGGAGCUCUCUGAACCUCUUUAUUGUUGUUAAACUUUUUCCAGCAAAUGCUUUUUGGUUGUUGUUCUAAGCUCCUUUUUUUUUCGAAUUAAAUUAAUCAUGCUAGGCUGCUUCAAGUUUCUAGUUUUUGACU